This is a messenger RNA of Ficedula albicollis (Collared flycatcher), 530 nucleotides long. It is a transcript of the gene NDUFB6, whose product is annotated as NADH:ubiquinone oxidoreductase subunit B6. The record is from RefSeq and is a predicted model, not a curated record. Lineage: Eukaryota; Metazoa; Chordata; Aves; Passeriformes; Muscicapidae. The coding region runs from base 70 to 456 and encodes 128 amino acids. Gene Ontology annotation, biological process: mitochondrial electron transport, NADH to ubiquinone; mitochondrial ATP synthesis coupled electron transport. The transcript has 4 exons.
GCGGGGCCGAACCGCAGCGGAGCGAGCCGAGCCGAGCGGGGCCGAACCGCAGCGAGCGGCUGAGGCGCCAUGAGCGGCCCUGCGGAGGAUGAGAAGCUGCGGCUGCAGCAGCUCCGCGUCCUGCGGCGCCGCUGGCUGCGGGACCAGGAGCUGAGCCCGCGGGAGCCCGUCCUGCCGCCGCGGCGGCUCGGGCCCGUGGGCGCCUUCUGGGAGCGCUUCCUGCAGCGCGGGGAUCCCUGGCGGCAGCAGGUGCACAGCUUGUACCAGGGCGGCCGCUUCGUCAUGCUGAGGGUGCUGCUCCCCGCCUGGGCCAUCACCUACUACCUGAAGUACCACCUGCUGAAAUCGCCGCACGGCGUGGUUGUGACAAACCCACCAAUAUUCCCAGGGGACAGGAUUUUAGAGACUGGAGAGAUCAUGCCACCCCUGAGAGAUGAGCUCCACAAGCACCACUGAUGGCCAGGAGCCAAUUUCCUCCUUGGUGAGAGCUGCACCUGCUUUGUCUCUUCCAUAAAAGAGUCUUUAUUCUA